Molecule: messenger RNA, 237 nt
Organism: Colletotrichum graminicola M1.001
Lineage: Eukaryota; Fungi; Ascomycota; Sordariomycetes; Glomerellales; Glomerellaceae
Exons: 1
Coding region: 1-237 (78 amino acids)
Source: RefSeq, a predicted model, not a curated record
AUGGGCCGGCCUAUCAAGCUCGGCGUCCCGAAAGUCCCUGAAGACGAACAUGCCCGAGUACAAAGCACCCAACCCACCAAUGACCAGAGCCACUCACAAACGGAGCAAGCCACCGGCGCCGGCGGGGACACUGGAGCCGGAACGACCCGUCCAAAGACGGAAGCCGAGCUUGAGGCUGACCGGCUUUACGAGGAAGCAAUAGAGGAGGAGUAUGCCAAGAGAGAUGGUGGCUCGUAA